AGGAGAUAAAACAACAACAUUUGAUACUACACUGAAGAGAUGACAUGGCAGCAUCGAAAAUGAAAAACAAAUGUAUUUGCCAAAUUUGUACUUGUGGGAGACACCGUUGUCCUCAUAAUAGAGGUAGUUUAAAGAGUAUUCCAGAUACAUCUGGGGACUGUAAACUUGCGUCUGAAUAUCAAGAGAAAUUUGAAGGUAUGGACUAUCAAAAGCCUAGAGAAGCCAUACGUCCAACAAAAAAAGAACCAAGUAGUCCAGUACCAAUGGAUAUGACAACUAUGUACACAGAAACAUUUGUCACUCACGAGAUAAUGCCCAGAAAAAUCAGAAGCAAGGAACAAUUUGUGCCAUCAACAACUCCAAUGAACAAGAGGACGACAUACAAAAUGGACUACACAGCAAAGGAGGGUAAGAGAACUAAAUCGUAUGCCCCAGAAUACCAGUAUGUUGAGAGACGUACAAAAUUCAACAGUAGCACUAUCCACAAUACAGCUUUCAAAGGUUUCAAUGAAGAGGACAUGAAGAUAUGUAGACCAAGGACUAUAAGACACAAGGAGAACCUUACUGCACCAGAGGAGAAGUUCAAAUGUGCAUCAACAGUUCAAGAUGAUUACAAAGAGCACACAAAUCUUGAACGCACCAAACCAAUCAUUCCAAAACAAGAGGGCUUCCAAGACCACAAUGAGAAGUUUGAUGAUAGAACCAUGUAUAAAGACACAUAUGGCACAGAAAAACCAUUGAGUGAACCACCAAAAAGAAUAAAGAAAAAAGAAUCUACGCUGAAACCUGCAACAUUCUUCAGUGAAACUACAGUUAUGGCAGAUUACAAACCACAUGUGAAUCCCAAACGAGCCAAGUGUUACAAGCCUAAAGUGAAGCCCAUCAGUACUAAGGUUCCAUUUGAUGAUCGUACAACAUGCAGCAUGGCAUAUAAAGAAUGGGAAGUAAAAAAACAUGUCAAGCCAAUAUGGGCCAACAAAAAGGCAUAUGAUCGACCAAACAUAAUCUUCACAAAGCUAAGUUCAUACCAAGAAGACUUCCAAACACCAAAAGACUUUGAGAAAGCACUUUGCAAGCCAAUAAAGAAUGAACUGGAGAUGGACCAUAGCAAGAAAAAGGCCCCUUUUUGUAUGACUACCCACUACCAGGACAUGUUCACAGAGCUGGAUGGAAAAAGACCUGACAGUUUCAAAGUGGUCAACAUCUACAAACCUCCAAAGGAGAAAUUUCAAGUUGAAUCACAUCAACAAAGCCAAUAUAAAGGGGCCUAUAUAGAACCAGCAAUAAUAUGCCGCCCACCCUCCCAGAGUGAAAAAGUAUCUCGUGGCAAGAUGAUAUUUGACACCACCUACAGGAAGUGUUACACGGGAGAAAACUCAGUGAGUUGUCCAGUGUAUGGACUCCCCUUAGAGGAGACAAACCAGCUAGGAUCCCCAGUCCUCAAGACAAACACAAAGGACUCCAGACAAGGGGACAAAAAUCCUGAUGGCAAAUCUGAUUUCAUUUUCACUAUGACCCGUCAUGGCCAUAAAUUCUUCAGCGAUGUGAAAUCCCCACAGAAAAAUGCAAUUUAAAUGGAGUAUUUUUAAUUGAUGCAGAGUGAUCCCUAUUUAUGGGACAAUUUGAGAAUUUUAUUAUUAUACAACUUUUACAAUCCAAUCUUAUCAAUUCCAUGAAGAGUGGAUAACAAUAAAUAUUAGGACCUUUAAAUUCAUAUUAUGUGCAGGCUACCAUACUCAUAAGCCCUUUACCUAAUAUUUACAAUACAUUCUUAAAAACAUUUAUUUUCUGAAAUCAUAAUUAUAAGAAAUGAAAGAGUUUUUAAAAAUAAAUAAUUUACAGGUUUUGCUCUUUUAUUCUGUUAUAUUCAAUUAGAUUCAUAAAUAAACAUGACUUACAAAGAGG
This is a messenger RNA of Owenia fusiformis, 1905 nucleotides long. The record is from the annotation of a GenBank genome assembly. Lineage: Eukaryota; Metazoa; Annelida; Polychaeta; Sabellida; Oweniidae.